AAAUGGAAGUCUGCAGAAUCCACAUUGUAGCUUUUCUAGUAACUCUUUAUUUGUCCUGUUUUUGCGCUGCUCACGGUUGGGGAAUCGACGGACAUCUCAUUACCUGCAGACUUGCUCAGACUAGGUUGAGUAAAUCGGCAGCAAAUGCAGUUUCCGAACUAUUACCAGCUUAUGCCGAUGACGACCUUGCCAGCUUGUGCUCGUGGGCCGAUCGUGUCAAGUUCCGCUAUCACUGGUCUUCGCCUCUUCAUUACAUCGACACACCCGAUAAUCUAUGCACCUAUCAAUAUAACAGGGAUUGCAAAGAUGAAGAUGGGGUACAAGAUAGAUGUGUAGCUGGAGCUAUCAACAAUUACACUAACCAGCUUCUCACUUAUGGCACUACUGCUUCUCAAUAUAAUCUGACAGAAGCACUUCUCUUCCUUUCUCAUUUCAUUGGAGACAUUCACCAACCUCUACAUGUGGGAUUUACUUCAGAUAGGGGAGGAAACACUAUUGAUGUUCAUUGGUACACUAGAAAAUCAGUUCUUCAUCAUGUGUGGGAUGAUAACAUUAUCGAGACAGCUGAAGAAAGGUUCUACGAUUCUAAUGUCGAUGAACUGAUUAACGCACUCGACAAAAACAUAACGACAGUAUGGGCUAAUCAAGCGAAGGCAUGGGCGGCCUGCAGCAAUACGGCUUGCCCGGAUAUAUACGCGUCUGAAGGAAUUAAAGCGGCGUGUGAAUGGGCAUAUAAAGGAGUUGAUGAAGGUUCAGUUCUUGAAGACGAGUACUUUGUGUCACGUAAUCCAGUUGUGAAUAUGCGGCUAGCUCAGGGUGGGGUCCGUCUCGCGGCUACUCUCAACCGUAUCUUCAUAUAAUACACUGCAGAUAUCGAAUCUGUAAACAAGAUUAUCAUCAUACAGAUUAAUAUCAUGCAAUUGAAAUAUAUAUAUGUCCUAUUGAACUCUACUUUACAUCAUUGCAUAGAGGAUAAAUUUCAUUAGUA
Molecule: messenger RNA, 988 nt
Organism: Erythranthe guttata (spotted monkey flower)
Lineage: Eukaryota; Viridiplantae; Streptophyta; Magnoliopsida; Lamiales; Phrymaceae
Product: endonuclease 2
Biological process (GO): DNA catabolic process
Molecular function (GO): nucleic acid binding; endonuclease activity
Source: RefSeq, a predicted model, not a curated record